Messenger RNA from Morus notabilis, 1354 nucleotides. Its product is annotated as triosephosphate isomerase, chloroplastic. Lineage: Eukaryota; Viridiplantae; Streptophyta; Magnoliopsida; Rosales; Moraceae. The transcript has 9 exons. Gene Ontology annotation, biological process: gluconeogenesis; glycolytic process; glycerol catabolic process. Bases 110 to 1084 code for a protein of 324 amino acids. Gene Ontology annotation, cellular component: cytosol. The record is from RefSeq and is a predicted model, not a curated record. Gene Ontology annotation, molecular function: triose-phosphate isomerase activity.
ACCACAAGUAAAAUCUUCGCCACUCCUCAGUCUCCUCAUCAUCACUUCUGGUACCUGCAACAGCUCUCAUCUCAUCUCAUCUCAUCUCAUCUAAUCGGACGACUCGGCUAUGGCGGUGACCUCCACAUCCCUCGCAUCCCAACUCUCCGGGCCCACAUCCCUCUCCUACUGCCCCAACUUCUCCGGCCUCCGACGGUCCUGCUCGAAGCUCGAGACCCCUCACUCUAUCUCAGCCACACAAUCGCUCUUCCAACACCUCCAUUCCCAUCUCCGCCUCUCCUCCUCUGCCAAGCCCUCCAGAGCCGUCGUCGCCAUGGUCGGCACCGGAAAGUUUUUUGUUGGCGGGAACUGGAAGUGUAAUGGCACAAAAGAGUCCAUCACCAAGCUUGUCUCCGACUUGAACAGUGCAAAAUUGGAGAGUGAUGUUGAUGUUGUUGUAGCGCCACCUUUCGUGUACCUUGAUCUGGUAAAGAACUCAUUAACACACAGGAUAGAUAUAUCUUCUCAGAACUCUUGGGUUGGAAAAGGUGGGGCUUUCACAGGAGAAAUCAGUGUGGAACAACUGAAGGAUAUUGGUGCCAAAUGGGUUAUUCUUGGGCAUUCGGAGAGAAGACAUGUCAUUGGUGAAGAUGAUCAGUUUAUAGGAAAGAAAGCAGCUUAUGCGUUGAGCGAGGGUCUUGGAGUGAUAGCAUGCAUUGGGGAGCUCUUAGAAGAAAGGGAAGCAGGGAAAACUUUCGAUGUUUGCUACAAGCAAUUGAAGGCUUUCGCAGAUGCAGUACCCAGUUGGGAUAAUAUAGUUAUUGCUUACGAGCCCGUAUGGGCUAUCGGAACCGGUAAGGUGGCUACUCCUCAACAAGCUCAGGAAGUACAUGUAGCUGUUCGAGACUGGCUUAAAAAUAAUGUGUCAGCGGAAGUUGCAUCUAAAACACGCAUUAUAUACGGAGGAUCUGUAAAUGGAGGUAAUUCCGCUGAGCUUGCAAAGCAGGAAGAUAUUGAUGGUUUUCUCGUCGGUGGUGCUUCCUUAAAGGGUCCCGAAUUCGCUACCAUUGUCAAUUCUGUAACAGCUAAGAAAGUUGCUGCUUGAUGUAUGAAGGUUUCGGCCACAAGAGCUAAAUAAGACCGGACAACCCAAAUCCAUCUUGAAGAAUAUUAUGAAAGAUCUAUUGAGAAUCAGUUUCGUUUGAAUGGGUUUUUGUAUCAAUUUUGAAGUUUCUCAUCCCCUCUAAAUAAGAGAGUAAAGUUCACUUCUUUUUCAUGGAACAACAUUGCGGGGCAUAAACAAUUCCUGAACAGGAUAUGUUGUCAGCACAUACUGGGAAAUGGUAUUUCAAGGCUUCUCAUUUUUGUCAAUGAA